UUAACUGAACGAAUAUGGCUACUGCUCAACUCUUGCAUUCUGGGCAGAAGCCCAAAACUUUGAAGGAAACGGCUCUGUUUCCAAACCGAGUUGCCACUGAGCAGCAGUCUAUGGUUUUGGUGAAAAGGCUGCUAGCAGUUUCAAUCUCCUGCAUAACUUACCUCCGAGGGCUCUUCCCAGAAAGCUCUUAUGGAACCCGCUAUUUAGAUGACAUGUCCCUAAAAAUUCUUCGAGAAGAUAAAAGCUGCCAGGGUUCACUCCAGAUAGUCAAGUGGAUUCAAGGGUGCUUUGAUGCGCUGGAAAAUAACUAUCUACAUAUGGCUGUUUUGACAAUCUAUACCAACCCUAAAGAACCUGAGCACAUGACAGAAUUUUACCGGUUCAAGUUCAAGUAUUCAAGGAGUGGACCUCAGAUGGACUUUGAUAGUCGUGACAGUCAAGGGAACUUUACAAAUGGAGGGAACGGUGAGGAAAUUAAGCAAGCCAGCAUCUUGCUGAUCCGCAAACUGUAUGUCUUAAUGCAGAAUCUUGGACCGCUGCCUAAUGACAUUACAUUGACCAUGAAACUGUUCUACUACAAUGAUGUCACACCCAAUGAUUACCAACCCCCUGGCUUUAAGGAAGGCAACAUCUCUGAUUGCCUGAUUUUUGAUGGUGACCCAGUGAACCUCAAAGUCGGGUCAGUCUCCACUGGGUUCCACAUUAUGAAAGUGAGAGUAACAGCAGAGAGCAAACGGAUGGGGUUGCUGGAGAGCAAUCUGGUUGAGGAGAAUGGUUCCACUGAGAUCUCCCAUCAGGGGCUAGACUGCGAUGAGGAAGAAGAGGAAGGCAACACUAAAGUAAAGGAAUAG
Messenger RNA from Zootoca vivipara (common lizard), 851 nucleotides. RefSeq names its product HORMA domain containing 2 (gene HORMAD2). The record is from RefSeq and is a predicted model, not a curated record. Lineage: Eukaryota; Metazoa; Chordata; Lepidosauria; Squamata; Lacertidae.